UAUCGAUAUGUGAACAUAUCUAGCACGACGGCAGCAACAAAACCACGAAUUAAUUUUUCUAAAUUUAAGCCAAACGCGCUUCGAAAAUGCCUGGAAAAUGCGAUUGAAUGAACGCGAAGAGUGAUUGAUUGCGAACGCGAGUGAAUUAAGUGAAAAUACGUCGGCGAAUAUCAGCGAAUUGUCGUCAAAAGGCAAGGAAAAACGGAGAAAAAGAGGAAAAGCAAUAAGUGCCGUGUGUGGGAAACGCGAAAAAGGCGAGAACAAAGAGGCGAAAAGCAAGGAAAUUGCGUGGAAAACGUGGAAAUCGCGAAGGAGUGAAGCUCCAAGUUGGCCGCCAUCGAUUCGUGCGUAGGAUCAAUUAAGAUUCCGAGAGGCCGAGAAUCGGCUCAAAUCAAAUUAAAAUCAACUAAUAUUUUGGUAUUCAGAUAUUCAAAUGGCAUUCAUUCAUCGCCUGCGACUUUUAUUCGGAUCUGCCAACUAUUUUCGAAUUUGAAUUGUGUCUGCGGCGGGCGCAGAAUCUCUGAUAAAGCGGAGGAAUAAAAUCGGAAAACAACAAAUACAAACACAAAUGAAACGCGGGGAGCAGUAUUUACAUGCCAAAUGAAUGCUGGGUAGGCGAGCGGGGGUUUCUGUUAUAAUGCAAAUGCGAAUGUGAACGCGAAUGCGAAUGCGAGUGGAAGAAUUCCCGGCGCGAGUGAUAAAUAAUCCGACGACAAACAAAGCAGAAGCCUACACCGCGAGAAAGAGCAGUGCAAACACAUUUAUCUUUAUUGAGAGCAACAAAAUCAAGAUCGAGAUAAUAAAGCAUCCCAAACCCUCGCCUUAGUUCGUUGUAGUCACAGAUAUUCGCCACAGAUAUUCAAAGGCGAAAAGGUGCUCGGCAUCGCCAGACAAACGAGUAAUCCAUCUAUUUACGUGUAUUUCAUACAAAACAACCAAUUAAAUAAUAAUAAAAAUAAUAAUAAUCGUAGAGAGGCAGAGCCAAAUCCAAUUCCCGGCCGCCGAUGUGCCCCAGUGUGUGUGUGUGUGUGUGUGCUGUGCCAGUGUUAGUGUGUGGAGCAUUUCUGUGAUAUGAGUGCUAAAUGCCACAGGGCGAAGCAGCAGCAUCAUGCAUCCAGCGGGCGAAAAAAGGGGCGGUCGCCCCAAUGAUAAAUACACGGCGGAAGCCCUCGAGAGCAUCAAGCAGGACCUAACCCGAUUCGAAGUACAAAAUAACCAUAGGAAUAAUCAGAAUUACACACCUCUGCGAUACACGGCGACCAACGGACGCAACGAUGCACUUACUCCGGACUAUCACCACGCCAAGCAGCCGAUGGAGCCGCCACCCUCCGCCUCUCCUGCGCCGGACGUGGUCAUCCCGCCGCCGCCCGCCAUUGUAGGUCAGCCUGGAGCCGGCUCCAUAUCCGUAUCCGGUGUGGGCGUUGGAGUUGUGGGCGUGGCGAACGGACGAAAGAUGAUGACGGCCCUGAUGCCAAACAAGCUGAUCCGGAAGCCGAGCAUCGAGCGGGACACGGCGAGCAGUCACUACCUGCGCUGCAGUCCGGCUCUGGACUCCGGAGCCGGCAGCUCCCGGUCGGACAGCCCCCAUUCGCACCACACCCACCAGCCGAGCGCGAGGACGGUGGGGAAUCCGGGCGGAAAUGGUGGAUUUUCUCCGUCGCCAAGCGGUUUCAGUGAGGUGGCUCCACCGGCGCCGCCGCCACGCAAUCCCACCGCCUCCAGCGCGGCCACGCCCCCACCGCCAGUGCCGCCCACCAGCCAGGCGUAUGUGAAGCGGCGAUCGCCGGCCCUGAACAACCGCCCGCCGGCGAUAGCGCCACCCACUCAGCGGGGCAACUCACCUGUAAUAACCCAGAACGGGCUGAAGAACCCGCAACAGCAGUUGACGCAGCAGCUGAAGUCCCUGAACCUGUACCCCGGCGGAGGCAGUGGAGCAGUGGUGGAGCCACCGCCGCCAUACCUAAUCCAAGCCGGAGCCGGAGGAGCAGCUCCACCGCCGCCACCACCCAGUUACACGGCCUCAAUGCAGUCGCGGCAGUCGCCCACGCAAUCCCAACAAUCGGACUACAGGAAAUCCCCGAGCAGUGGUAUAUACUCGGCCACAUCGGCGGGCUCGCCGAGUCCCAUUACCGUGUCCCUGCCGCCGGCGCCGCUGGCGAAGCCACAACCACGAGUCUACCAGGCCAGGAGUCAGCAGCCAAUCAUCAUGCAGAGUGUGAAGAGCACGCAGGUCCAGAAGCCCGUGCUGCAAACGGCAGUGGCGCCCCAAUCGCCAUCGAGUGCCUCGGCCAGCAAUUCACCAGUCCACGUGCUGGCCGCUCCACCCUCUUACCCUCAGAAGUCCGCGGCAGUGGUGCAGCAGCAGCAACAGGCAGCAGCGGCGGCCCACCAGCAGCAGCAUCAGCACCAGCAAUCCAAACCACCAACGCCCACAACACCGCCUUUGGUGGGUUUGAACAGCAAGCCCAACUGCCUGGAGCCACCGUCCUAUGCCAAGAGCAUGCAGGCCAAGGCGGCCACGGUGGUGCAGCAGCAGCAGCAACAGCAGGUCCAGCAGCAGCAGGUGCAACAGCAGCAGCAGCAGCAACACCAGCAGCAGCAGCAGCAACUGCAGGCCUUGAGGGUGCUCCAGGCACAGGCACAGGCACAGAGGGAGCGGGAUCAACGGGAGCGGGAACGAGAUCAGCAGAAGCUGGCCAAUGGAAAUCCUGGCCGUCAGCUGCUUCCGCCGCCGCCCUAUCAGAGCAACAACAACAGCGAGAUCAAACCACCGAGCUGCAACAACAACAACAUACAGAUAAGCAACAGCAACCUGGCGACGACCCCGCCCAUUCCGCCUGCCAAAUACAAUAACAACUCCUCCAACACGGGCGCGAACAGCUCGGGGGGCAGCAACGGAUCCACCGGCACCACCGCCUCCUCGUCGACCACCUGCAAGAAGAUCAAGCACGCCUCGCCCAUCCCGGAGCGCAAGAAGAUCUCCAAGGAGAAGGAGGAGGAGCGCAAGGAGUUCCGCAUCAGGCAGUACUCGCCGCAGGCCUUCAAGUUUUUCAUGGAGCAGCACAUAGAGAACGUGAUCAAGUCGUACCGCCAGCGCACGUACCGCAAGAAUCAGCUGGAGAAGGAGAUGCACAAAGUGGGACUGCCCGAUCAGACCCAAAUCGAGAUGAGGAAAAUGCUGAACCAAAAGGAGAGCAACUACAUUCGAUUGAAGCGCGCCAAGAUGGACAAGAGCAUGUUCGUCAAACUGAAGCCCAUUGGAGUGGGUGCCUUUGGCGAGGUUACGCUGGUGAGCAAGAUCGACACCUCCAACCAUUUGUAUGCGAUGAAAACCCUGCGGAAAGCGGACGUUCUCAAGCGGAAUCAGGUGGCCCACGUGAAGGCCGAGAGGGAUAUCCUCGCGGAAGCCGACAACAACUGGGUGGUGAAGUUGUACUACAGCUUCCAGGACAAGGAUAAUCUGUACUUUGUGAUGGACUACAUACCAGGUGGUGAUCUGAUGUCGCUGCUCAUCAAACUGGGCAUUUUCGAGGAGGAACUGGCCAGAUUCUACAUCGCCGAGGUCACCUGCGCCGUGGACAGUGUCCACAAAAUGGGCUUCAUUCACAGAGACAUCAAGCCUGACAACAUACUCAUCGAUAGGGAUGGACACAUAAAGCUCACCGACUUUGGCCUGUGCACGGGAUUCCGAUGGACGCACAACUCGAAGUACUACCAGGAGAACGGCAAUCACUCGCGCCAGGACUCGAUGGAGCCUUGGGAGGAAUACUCCGAGAACGGACCCAAGCCCACCGUGCUGGAGAGGCGACGGAUGCGCGAUCACCAAAGAGUCCUGGCCCACUCGCUGGUGGGCACCCCGAACUACAUAGCUCCCGAGGUGCUGGAGAGGAGUGGGUACACGCAGCUGUGCGACUACUGGAGCGUGGGCGUCAUCCUCUACGAGAUGCUGGUGGGUCAGCCGCCCUUCCUGGCCAACAGUCCGCUGGAAACGCAACAAAAGGUCAUCAACUGGGAGAAAACGCUGCAUAUUCCGCCGCAGGCCGAGUUAUCCCGCGAGGCCACGGACUUGAUAAGGAGGCUCUGUGCGUCGGCUGACAAGCGGCUGGGCAAGAGCGUGGACGAGGUCAAGGGCCACGACUUCUUCAAGGGCAUCGACUUUGCCGACAUGCGGAAGCAGAAGGCGCCCUACAUACCGGAAAUCAAGCACCCGACGGACACAUCCAACUUUGAUCCCGUGGAUCCGGAGAAGCUGCGCUCGAAUGACUCCACCAUGAGCAGCGGCGACGAUGUCGACCAGAACGACCGCACCUUCCACGGCUUUUUCGAAUUUACCUUCCGUCGCUUCUUCGACGACAAGCAGCCGCCGGAUAUGACGGAUGAUCAGGCGCCGGUUUACGUCUGAAAAGAACAUCCAUGUGCCCAACACCAACACCCCACCCCACCCCCGAAUCAUUGUUAGUCAAAUAGUCACAAAGAGGGGAUAGAAACCAUCGAGUGGGCUUGCAUUGUAAAGAAAGCGUGGCUAUAGAAUGAAACUAUAUACAUAAUAUAAAUUAUAGGAGACAGUAGAGGCGGGAGCUACGUAUAUGCAUACAAAUAAUAUACAUAUAUAUAUACAUAUGCCCUAGGGCAUGAACUGAAUAAAUAUAAAACGGAGCCGAGUAGAGAUGAAACGAGAGGAGCGAGUCAGGACCUUCGACCUUUAACUGAACAUAGUAUAUCCUUCUGCUGCUCCACAACAAACGCUGUAACCAUACAUACAUAUAUAUUUAAAUUGUUAGAAUUCAAAGGGACCAACUGGAAAUCGAACCUUUCUGGUGCUCAAAGCAACGCAAAACAAAACGCCUUAAACUACGAGACGAGACGAGAUCGCGAAUUUACCCAACCCAACCACUCCACUCCUCUCCCUUCUCCACCUCCGAUCGGUGGCCGGAUUCGAACUCAGCAGGCUGGUUGAAUCCGGCCAUCCCACGACUUCCCAUUCAGCAUUGAGAUUGCGAGGUGCGCGAUGGAGAACGAACGGAGACCAGACGUCGCACGGCAGCGAUAUAAGCGGGUCUUAUAAGCCUAAUCUAAAUCUAAUCUGGGAAAACAGGACCCAUGUGUAAUCGGUGUCCUGCCAUCCAAUUCGUCUACCACUGCUCUUCAACUGUGUCCUCCCCAACAGAACAAACUUAGACGUAGCCUAUGUGAAAAGCUAGCAAUGUUAGACCAACUUGUUGAAUGCCAAAUGAAAUUGUUUAGCCCCACGAGGAAAGCGCGGGGGAAAUUCAACACUUAUUCUCUGAUAGCAAACGGAAAAAAACAGAAACAGCACGAGGAGAUGUGAGGAAAUUGUAAUCUUCUUAAUGUAAUAUUGUAAAGAACACGUUAAUUGUAAUCUAUGCUAGAGUUGUGUAGCGCCCUAAGAUGUUUUUUAGUUUAUAGACCGCUAACCGUAAUCUAGUUUAAUUCCUAACACUAAGCGAGAGUACAGUACAUCGGUUUUUUUGUUUGUCGUAGGUUCGUUGGAAAAUGCUUAACGGGAAACGAUUUGUUUUUCUCUUUAAUUAGCUUCAGUUUGUGUGUGCGUGUGUUUUUAUUGUGAAUUAUACAUAAUCCAUCUGAAUAUUCAGGGGUGGAGCCUAUUUUAAAUGUGAGAUCGAGCUAAUUGAAGGAAAUACAAACAAACUCUGUGUGCCUUGGCCAAUUAGUUUACUAAAGCAAAUUAAUAAAUGGAAAAGAAAACGUA
Molecule: messenger RNA, 5731 nt
Organism: Drosophila mauritiana
Lineage: Eukaryota; Metazoa; Arthropoda; Insecta; Diptera; Drosophilidae
Gene: wts
Product: serine/threonine-protein kinase Warts
Exons: 8
Coding region: 1109-4402 (1097 amino acids)
Biological process (GO): positive regulation of apoptotic process; regulation of organ growth; G1/S transition of mitotic cell cycle
Molecular function (GO): ATP binding; protein serine/threonine kinase activity
Source: RefSeq, a predicted model, not a curated record